This is a messenger RNA of Ogataea polymorpha, 1643 nucleotides long. RefSeq lists its product as uncharacterized. The transcript has 2 exons. The coding region runs from base 325 to 1569 and encodes 414 amino acids. NCBI's taxonomy places the organism in Eukaryota, Fungi, Ascomycota, Pichiomycetes, Pichiales, Pichiaceae. The record is from RefSeq and is a predicted model, not a curated record.
UGCACAAACUCCCUCAAUAGCGACACAGAUUAGCAGAACACGCACAGCAGUGUCGGCGGCCUCCAGUGUCUCGCGUAGCGUCCGACAGAUCGUUGAGCAGGCCCACGAUGACAAUGAGCAGACGGCCCUCGAGCACUUGGAGCACCAAGACUCCAACGACAAACUGAACAUUGAAAAUAUGGGUAUAAAUAGGGCUAUCAGAAUAGCUACCAACAGAACUGAUAAGACUUUGGAGGCCCAGGUUUCGGGGCCCGAGACUCCAGAAAAAGAUAAAGGGUAUGCGUGGGUGGUUUGCGGAACAAUUUUCACUGUUUUUCUUUCUACAUGGGGUGCGAAUGGCACGUACGGUGUGUUUCUGAACUACUGGAUGCAGCACAGCACGUUCCCUGGAGCCAAAUCGACAGAUUACGCUCUCGUCGGCAGCAUAGUGCUCGGCUUGGCCCAGAUCCUGGCCCCGCUCGCUCAGAUGACCUCUGCCAUCAUUGGUAUCAAGCCUGCCAUGCUAAUAGGUCUAGUAAGCCAGACUCUGGGGUAUUUGCUUGCAUCUUUUUCCACCAAGCUGUGGCAACUCUACCUGACCCAGGGAGUUUUAGUUGGCAUAGGAUUUGCAUUUCUGUACAACCCGUCCAUUGUGACUGUUCCGGACUGGUUCAACAAGAAACGAGGACUUUCGUUUGGCAUCAUUGCCUCUGCCAGCGGUAUUGGCGGAGUGGUCUUUGCGCUGGUGUCGCAGGCAAUAAUCACAAAAACCGGGGCAUUAUAUUAAUCAAAGAGCGGAUUCCCUCGCAGCGACUUACGACCGUGCACGACAUCAAGGUGCGCGUCAACAUUCUAUUCAAUAAGGAGGUGCUGAAAUAUCUCCAGCUCUACCUUAUUGUUUUCUGGUUCGCACUAAUUGUCUCCUGCUACGUGGUGGCUCUGUUUUCGCUCUCCGCGUACGCCGCCUUCAUGGGCCUCUCCGACGCCCAAGGCAGCCACUUGACUGCAAUUUUCAACGCGUGCCAGGCCGUCGGGAGAGUUGCCAUCGGAUUCACGGCAGACUAUACGGGCCGCGUAAACUUGGCGAUCGUGUUGUCUGUGAUCAUGGUCAUUCUGGUUCUGGCCAUGUGGAUCAAUGCCAUCACAGAGCCGUCUAUUUUCGCAUACGCCGUGCUCUCGGGACUGACUUUCGGGGCGUCUUCAGUGCUCAACCAGCCCAUUCUCGCAGACACGCUGCCGCCGGAGCUGUUUCCUGCGGGAUGGAGCUUCCAGGGCGUGAUCCUGGGCUGUUUCACCCUAUUCUGUGAAGUGGUGGCGCUCAGGCUCAGAGACGCAACCAAAUCAAAGCCGUUUAUUAAGGCACAGAUUUUCUGCGGCUGUUUUGCAAUCGGCGGCUUCGUCUUGAUCACCGUUGCCCGCGAGUCUAGCGUCAGGAACCUGCUCGCCAAAAGACUCUGCGAAACAGAAAAAACCCUCGAAUAUGAAAAGGAGAACGAGGUUUUGGCAAGAAGACACGCCACGUAUCACGAGCUGCUCAGGAAAAGCCCGCUCGGGUUCCUGCUACGACUCAUCUACCCAAUCAAGGUUUAGCUGUGGCUACCAUUGCCACACCUGACACCGGGGAAAAUAAAAAAAAUCAGUCUUAUCGACUAUUACCAGUUUUG